Messenger RNA from Sesamum indicum (sesame), 911 nucleotides. Its product is annotated as wound-induced protein 1. The record is from RefSeq and is a predicted model, not a curated record. Lineage: Eukaryota; Viridiplantae; Streptophyta; Magnoliopsida; Lamiales; Pedaliaceae.
UUUCCAUUUCUUACCAUUUUCACUUUUUCCUGCAUCCAGAAUUAGCCUCUCACUUGCUCUCUAAUUCUUCAGGAACUGGCGUUAACUCAGGAAAUUCUGGAGGAUUCUGGAAACAAAGGGGUGGUGACCGCCCUGUAUGAGGCCUUGAAACGCCGCGACGUGGAGGCAAUCCAGAAGAUCCUCGCCGCCGACCUCGAGUGGUGGUUCCAUGGUCCGCCGUCACACCAGUUUUUGAUGCGCCUCCUCACCGGCGAACAGGAAUCCGAUUUCACUUUCGUCCCCCACAGCAUCUCCGCCUUUGGCUCCACCGUCCUCGCCGAGGGGUUUGACCAGUCCCGCUCCAUUGCCUGGGUUCACGCCUGGACCGUGACCGAUGGGAUAAUCACCCAGGUAAGGGAGUACUUCAAUACGUCCCUCACUGUGACGCGAUUCGGAAAGACAGACCAAUCUGAUUGCACCACCACCAGCAGCAUUGCGUCGCUCAAUUGCCCCUCGGUUUGGGAGAGCAGUCUUCCGGAUCGGGUCGGGAAAUCCGUGCCCGGUCUCGUCCUCGCUAUCUAAAAGAUCCGAUUCGGGUCCGAUCACGUGCCCUUAAUCAGCCUAUUAUAAUAUUCUGAUACAUAAGAAUAAAGAGUUGCUAUUGUUGUUGUUGUUGUUGUUGUUCCUAUGGGGUGAGGGAGCACCGUCGUAUCUUGCGCCUGAUAGGUUGUGAGAUUGACGGCUAGGAUUGGCUUGGGGGUGUGAUCAGCUGCGUGUGGUUACAGUUGGAGUGUUGUGAUGGUUGAGAAGGUGACCGAUAGGAUGACGACUGGGGAACCUUCAGCCUUUGAUUUGAUGUUGUUUGAUUGUAUGCGUGUUUGGUGUGACGUUCCGCUUGCAAUAAAAGAAGUUUUAUUUGAUGGGCUAAAGAA